Lagopus muta (rock ptarmigan) is the source of this 8344-nucleotide messenger RNA. It is a transcript of the gene HDX, whose product is annotated as highly divergent homeobox. Lineage: Eukaryota; Metazoa; Chordata; Aves; Galliformes; Phasianidae. The record is from RefSeq and is a predicted model, not a curated record. Gene Ontology annotation, biological process: regulation of transcription by RNA polymerase II. Bases 1422 to 3512 code for a protein of 696 amino acids. Gene Ontology annotation, molecular function: DNA-binding transcription factor activity, RNA polymerase II-specific; RNA polymerase II cis-regulatory region sequence-specific DNA binding. The transcript is spliced from 12 exons.
UACAACGUGGACAGAACAUGAGCAACUAUUCAACUAUUGAAAGGUACUCUAGAAGGACAACCCUUAUUUGUGAGUGAACACACAGCUGCUUGUUCCUAGAUGGAAACCCGGACAGAACGUUGGUGGCCAGAAGCAGAGUUACAUAUAUUAAAAAUUGGUUUUAAAAAUAUGAGUAACAGAUUGUAAUAUUGAAAUAGCUGUACACACGUAUUGACUGCUUUCCUGCUGCCAGUGCCAGCCCUCGUGUUUCCGCCCAGCGCAUUUGACGAGACCACAUUAACAUCACGGCACAAAAUUAACCACAUCAUUUUCACACCAGAACUUGUGAACUAUUCAGGGCAGCAACGGGGGAAGCCUGAAGGUUAUUUAUUAACGCAACAGGGCCUCGAAUCCGCGGCUUCUAACUGCUACAUCAGAGCCAACACAAGCAGACUGACGUGAUUUCAAGCGUCCGCCACACCACGCAGCCCUCGGCAGGCUGCGUGCCGUCGAGCUUCCCGCCCUCGGGGCCGCGGCGUCCCUGCAGACACGGCCGGGCCGCACGAUGCCGGCAGCGCUGCCUCGCGCCGCGGCUGGGCACAAAGGCACGGCGUGAUGUCGACGCGGCGCCGGUGGGCGCGCGGGCAUUGUGCGGCGCCCGGCCACGUGCCGCACGCGUGGGCUCUCAGCUGUACGCGUACUGAUCUCAAGCUACGAAAAGUUUAUUUCUUCACCGUCGCGAUGCUCGCGUAAUCGAAAUCCUGCUCCUUUUCUAUCUUCUCGAUUUUACGGGACACACCUCCCCUCCUGCCCAACAGUAAAAGGCUGCAAAGUGCGGCCAAUGCUGUUCAGCCACCAUUCGGCACUCGCCGCCCCUCCACCGGCCGCUCGCGGCGCCCACCGCUGCCGCUCGGGGCGGGAUGCCGGCAGGCGCGGGGCGCGGAGGGUCUGAGGGCGGCGGCGCCCCCCCGGACCGGGGGGCGGGGGCGAGCACCGUCCCGGCCGGCGCUGAUCUCACGCUCCCAUUGGCCGCUGUCUGCGCUGACGUCACGAUCAUGAUGAGAAUUAAUGAUCGGAGGCGCUGAUUUCAUUGUGUGACGCCGGGACCGACCCAGCCGAAACCGGCUGAAUCCGGAGCCCCGAGCCCCCCAGACCGGCCCCGCGCAGCACGAUUGUUCCCAGCGCUGUCACUUGAACAUCAACAUGCAUGCCAAAGCUGCCUCAUUUUAUUAGCAGAGCAGGCAGAUGUUGAAUUGUUCCAAACACAGCUUUGUUACCCCAAGCUCUUAUUGAAGUUUCAAUGUGUUGCCCACCAGCUGGACGCCUGGUUUUCCAAAAAACUCCUACGUGUCUUUUCUAAGCUUGACGACUCAAGAUUAAAAUUAAAUUAUGAUAAGAAUCCAUGUGGAUUUCUAACGUGGAGUCUGCAGUUCAAGAUAAAGAUGAAUCUGCGUUCUGUAUUUACUGUAGAACAGCAAAGGAUAUUACAGCGUUAUUAUGAAAAUGGAAUGACAAAUCAAAGUAAAAAUUGUUUUCAGCUCAUAUUGCAGUGUGCACAAGAAACUAAACUGGACUUCAGUGUAGUCAGGACCUGGGUUGGCAAUAAAAGAAGGAAGAUGAGCAGCAAGAGUGCUGUAGAAUCUGGAGGUGCUCCCCCAGGGACUGCCCCUGCUGCUCCCUCGGUACCGCCAGAAGCAGCAGUUAGAAAUGUGGUAAAUAUUGCUCGGUCCCAAAGUCAGCAGUCUUCUUGGACCUCUUCUAAUAACGAUGUAAUAGUUACUGGUAUAUACAGUCCUGCUAGUUCAUCCAGUAGGCAGGGAUCCACCAAGCAAACAAGUGCUUCAAUGGCAGAAAUACAUAAAACCUCUAUUCCAAGACUACCAGGAAAAAGUGAUGCAGACUUUCAGCAGCAGCACAUCCCUAUAGGACGACAAAUACCACACUGUAAAAAUGCCUCACUAUUAGUAGGGGAAAAAACAAUUAUUUUAUCUAGACAAACAAGUGUACUGAAUUCUGCGAACUCCAUUUAUAGUCACACAAAAAAAAGCUAUGGUGGUUCAUCUGUCCAAACUGCAGAGUUGGUGUUACCUCAGAAACCAAUGAUAUGCCACAGGCCCUGCAAAGCUGAACUCAUGGGAUGUCAGAGGUUACAAAAACCAGAACAUGCAGCCCUUGCAUCGCAUGUGCCCCCUGGACAAAGGGCUAACACUAGGGACCCUUCUUGUAGCACACAAAACCUGGAAAUCCGCGAGGUGUUUUCUCUGGCGGUUACAGAUCAACCUCAAAGAAUUGUGGGAGGAAGUACAGCACAGAAGCACUGCUCAGUGGAAGGCAGCUCUCUGUCCAUUGCGAUGGAAACUGGAGAUGUGGAUGAUGAAUAUGCUAGAGAAGAAGAACUAGCAUCCAUGGGAGCACAAAUACAAAGCUAUUCAAGAUACUGUGAAAGUAGCAGUUCUGUUCGAGUGGAGAACCAAAGUGCAGCCUUGUCUGGGCCAGGAAGAAAUGUGAGCUGUAGUUCUCAGAUGGUGAAUGCCAGGGACGUGCCUGACAGUAUGCUGUAUCACAGCAGAGACUACCACUUGCCUGCACGGACCUCAUUACAUACAUCCAGUACAUUAUAUAACACUGCUAAUACAUCAAGAAGUACUUUUUCUCCUCAUUUUACAUCUUCAAAUCAACUGAGGCUGUCACAAAACCAAAAUAAUUACCAGAUUUCAGGAAACCUUACUGUGCCUUGGAUUACAGGUUGUUCCAGAAAAAGAGCAUUACAGGACCGCACCCAAUUUAGUGACCGAGACUUGGCGACCCUAAAGAAAUACUGGGACAAUGGCAUGACCAGCCUGGGCUCAGUCUGCAGAGAGAAAAUAGAAGCUGUUGCUGCAGAAUUAAAUGUUGACUGUGAAAUAGUGCGGACGUGGAUUGGGAAUCGAAGACGGAAGUACCGUUUAAUGGGGAUUGAGGUCCCACCCCCUAGAGGAGGUCCUGCUGAUUUCUCUGAUCAAUCUGAAUUUGUUUCUAAAUCAGCACUUAAUCCAGGAGAGGAAACUGCUACUGAAGUGGGGGAUGAUAAUGAUAGGAAUGAUGAAGUAUCAAUCUGCUUAUCUGAAGGAAGCUCACAAGAAGAAACAAAUGAAGCUCUUCAAAAUGAAGAAAUUCAUCACAAAGAUGAUGAGCGGAAUCCAGUAGCUGCUGAUAAUGUGAAAAUAGAAAUUAUAGAUGAUGAAGAAAGUGAUAUGAUAAGUAAUUCUGAAGUGGAUCAAAUGAGUUCUCUUUUGGAUUACAAGAAUGAAGAAGUCAGAUUCAUUGAAAAUGAGUUGGAGAAUCACAAACAGAAGUAUUUUGAACUGCAGACGUUUACACGGAGUUUGAUACUUGCUAUUAAAUCAGAUGAUAAGGAACAGCAGCAGGCACUGCUCUCAGACUUACCUCCUGAAUUAGAAGAAAUGGAUUUCAAUCACACAUCACCAGAGCCUGAUGAUACCUCAUUCAGCUUGUCGUCUUUAUCGGAGAAAAAUGCCUCAGACAGUUUGUGAUUUUACUUCAUUUUUUUAAUUAUUUCUAAUUGACAGGAAGAAACCUCACAUAAUGUGUAGGUUUCAAGAGGACAGCAUUUUGCUGUACAGCGUUCUUCAACCCAAAAAGGAAAAGCCCAAGGUGAAGUAGACCUCCCUGAAGAAUGACUGUAGUACAUAGUGGCUGCGGUUUGCAAUGUCAAGAAAUGUUGAGUGUUGUUUCUGCUAAAUGAAAGAACUGUGUGAGGAAAUGUUUCACUUCUAGCAGUUUGGCCUUGGUUAGGAUAACUUCUGACUUUCCAAAAUAACACUUGCUCUGUAGCAAAGACUUUUUGAGCAGGGAUCCAAGAGUGGAAAACAAAUGUCCUGUUACACAAACAGCCAGUUUUUCAGAGUUGCUUGCUCACUAUUCCUGGUUUUAAUUUUUUCCUAAUUUUGACUCAGGUAGGUGGACUAAAAAUUGAGAAUCCAAAUAGAAUAAUGAGCUCUUUUGAGUUGUGCUUGAACUCUUUGCAGAUCUGAAAUUAAACUAAAGUGUGUUUCGUCACAUGACUUCAGAUUGUUUAAUCUUAACAUUUUGUGACCAAAACAAUGGAAAACACUUUAAAAGUCUAACUGAAUAAUUCAAAUCAUCACCGAACUGCUGAUGUACAGAAUCUGUCUGUAAGCAGUUCGCCCAUGAGAUCAUGUGGGAAACCUGGUAGCUGCUCUGUGUGACUUUUCCUGAGACUCUCACAACAGCAGUGGGUUAAACAGGUUCACAUGCAGUUUUAUGAUUCUAUGAAUGUAGUUAUCUUUUUUUAUUUGUAGAGGUGUAGUGCUGAAGUUCUGUUCAUUGUUUUAAGUACCACCUAUAUACUUUUAACAAACCUUACUCCCCUUUAUCAAGACGCUCUCUUAAAUCCGUUAUGCCCUGAAAGGCAUUGAAGUGUUUAGAAUUGAGCGUUACAGACUUCCUACAUGUGACCUGGUUUUGAAGUAGCCUUGUCUGACAAGUUUUUUUGGCACUACCACGUCACAGUUGUCAUUUUCAAACCGUGAGCUUGAUUGCAGGCAGUGGCUGGAAUGAGUUUCUGCUUUCCCAGCUGUUGGUUGCAUUGAAUCCCUUUCCUCAUCUGAAUAAAUGGAUGUGCAGACACAUUCGGAUGAAUUUAAUGGGGUUUGUAAGCGCGUGCCCAUGUUAUUAAUGCUCUGUAUCUUCUAAUCUGUAUAUUCCUCAACAAGCAUUUUCAAAACCUACUUUCACACUUUGUUAAAAAGCCCGAUCUUUCAAUUUUACACGGAGUAAUAACACAGUCUGGCGAGUCUCUGUUCGUGCAGUGCAGUAAGUAAUCCCAUUGAUUUCAGUGUAGGUCCUAGGUGAGGCUCACAAAAUUCAGGAGUGGUGGCACGUAGGAGAUGACCCAGAACAUUUUUUUCUUUAAUACUGGGAUUGACUCACUAAUGAUUUCAGGUUUUCUCUGUCUGGUCCUCCCUCAUCACUCCUGCAGAUUUUGUAUUCUUAGGAUCUGUGCUGAGCUCUGUUCUGCCAUCUUUUUUUCCCAGUGUUGUACUUGGGCAUGCAGGAUUUUUUACAGUAUUGCUAAGUGCCAGUUGCAUAAAGGUUUAAAAAAAAAAAGUUUCACUGUUCUGAAAUUCUGAUUACCAUAUAAUAAGGUUAGUAUGUAGUCCUCAAAAAACCUCUUACAGAGUAACCCCACAAAUGGAAGCUGUUAGGCCUGCACUUAAGUUAAUGUCUUAACUCAAUAAUAGCAUCCCCAGAGAGAGAGGAGGCACUGUGUAAGCUGUGUGUGAGCUGUGGGCUGCUCACACGCUCACUGCCUCCACUGAAGUAUCACACCCUGGCUGGGAGGUGAAUGCUGAUAUCUCAAAGGAGGAGCUUUAUUUCAUGUGCCUGAUGAAAUGACCACCGGUUUAGAAGUAAUUUAGGUUUGUUAGCAAAGUUCACAGCACUAGCCUUCAAAUGUAAGGAGGAAUUCAACUGUAAUUCUGCUCACUCUGAAAAAAAAUCUUUUACAAAGGGUUUUCUGUACUUAGUUAACAAUACUCUCUGAUACUGUUCUCUCUAGAUAGGGAAUUUCUGCCACUGACAAUGAAACCUCUGUGAGCUUUGCUAAAAUUUAAAAAAAGAAAAAAAAAAAAGUUAUUUACCAUUAUUUGGACCCUAUUUUCCUGCUGCUUUUGCUUGAAUUCCCAAUGCAAAUGGCAGGAUAGACUUGAUUUCACAGUCAGUUAAAUUAUCCACUUUUCUACAAGAAAAUUUUAAUUGAUAAUGUCUCAUAUUUGCUCUGUCUUGCUUUUAUUUGAUGUGCCAAACAAGUGGAAGGAAUUACUUUUGAAUGAACUACUGUCAGAUUCAAGCACUUAUGCAAGUCCCUUUGCUAAAGGGACUGGAACUGCUGUUAAGGAAGUGCAGCUAGAACUCUGGCUGCAGUCAGCACCCACACACUGUGCCUCUGGGCAUGUGGUUCUUUGGUCCCCUUCUGCAUGACAAGCCAAAACAUAGCACAGUAGUCCUGUUUUCAUACCCUGAAACAUUUGGCAAUAUUACAGCAAUUCAGAAAGAAGGUGUGUAAAUGAUAUUCCUGUAUAACAGAAUACAGGGGAUAAUAAUGUACAGCUGCUUGUUCAGGUGUUUUGUUUUUCAGUGUGUAUUUCCUGUCAUAGGUAGAACAAAAAUCUGAAUGACAUUUUACCACUGCUGUUUUUUUUUUUCAUAUUGCAGCAAGAAUAGUUUUGCAGUGCAGUGGUUGGAAAGCUACACACUUGCUUGGAGGUUCUGUAACAUAAAACAUAACGCUCCCUGAGAAUUACACGCAGUACGUAUCUAAGUCGUGCAGAUCAGACCAGCAGCACGCAUGCUUUAUGGCUUUGUGAUUUUUUUUCCUUUGCCUGUGUCCCUGACAGACAAGUUUCUACACAAAUGUUCUGCUCAAAUUAUGUCCAAAUCCAGAUAUCCUGCAUCUAACUUGGCCUUAGAACAGUGUGAGGGAGUUUGGCAUUGUUGCCAUCCAUUUUCCUGGCCAACUUUGUCUUAGCAGUUGUGCUGACAAGCAUCAGAUUCUAAUACAAGGGUCACCAGGAUACUCAUUUCUGCUCUGAAGGUGCUUUAGAAGAUGGAAAAUUAUAGGUGAUAGCUGUCUGUGCCCAGGACUUUGCUUAGGGUUUUGGUUUGUGUUUACUGCCUCUGAUCAGUGGAUGACCACAGAACACAUCUGUAUAGACUGUAAUGACAGAGAAAGCUAAUAUUGUGUUGUGUCAUGAUGAAAGAAAUAAGCCUUCCUUUACUAUCUCACUGAUAGUGACAGCAGCAGACGUGCCAGGUAUUGAUGUUCUCAUCGUCUUUCUGCUAAGGCUCUCAUUUGCUUUGUCCAUGGAAGAUGACUUUGCAGGUGUUCUUUAUUCCUAAUGCAUCUGUAGGAAUAUGAAUGAUUAAGUAUGUCUUUCUGAAGAAGGCAAAGUGAAAGAAGGUAGUUCUUAGGCACUUAGAAACAGGACGCUCUCCCUUCCUUAGGGAGCACUGAAAUUCUUUGAUGCUAGCAAGCUUGCUUAUACUUCAGAAAGCUGUUUCCUGAAGCUAUGCCUCUUUUCAUUUCCCUGCAGAUGAUGCUUCUGUCAAGUCUUUAGAUCUGGCAGGAGUGAGUAAUAGUAAAUAUUCUAACAGGUAAAUUUUGGCAGAUUUAAAACUACGUGAACAGAUGUACUAUACAAGUGUCAAUUUUCUUCAGUACUUAGUUCUUGAAGCAACACUGCACUUUAAUCUUUCCAAGUAUUUCUUUUUUGCUAAGGCAAUAAAAAGUCUGAAAAUGACAAGCAGAUCAUGGACUUUGCGGUCUCUGAGGAAGAGAAAAGGAAUGUAUAACUUACAACUUCAUCUUCUAAACUCGGGAAGCAGUCAUCAGGUCUGCUCACCAAACAGAGGCAGCAAUCUCUACUGUUGUUGAUACAGAGUUGAAAUGAUAGGACAAAUCAACUGUAUCAUAGCGUCUUUACUGUAGAAAUGACUGCUCAGAAUUCAUCAGCUAUCUGCUUUGGGGUCUCUGUAGCACUGCCCUGUUAGUGAUGUUGAAGAUGAUAAUGCACAGCACUAAUUUUUCCAGAGGUACUGUAGUCGUAGCUGACUGUUGGUCUCAGGAUAGUGACAGAAGACAAAGAUAAUAUGCAUAAAUGGAAUAGCACACAGAAUAUCUGAACCAUGAAGAAUGAGCAAUUUGUAAUGUUGCAACCAAAAGCUUAAUUUACUACCUCCAGUCCUGCUGCCCAGAUCCUUCAGAUCAGCUGGGAACCACGAGGCUGCUUUAUGCAUGGGGGGACUGGCAGCUGCCUGACAUUCAGCCUUCAUUUCAGGACUCCACCUUUUCUGCCCCAUUAGCACGUUGGCCAAGUGGUACCACAGAGCUCUUUCAGUGGCAGAGUAGGGUUCUACUCCUGGCUAAGGAGUGUUUGUAAGAUGGUGGCUGACACGGUGGUCAGAAGACAGCAGGUGUAAAAGGGGCAGAAUCAGAAGCUCGGGCUAGUGGUGGUGGUGGGUGUUGUUUGUAGACAAAGCAGCAUUCAGUCUCAAUAAAAGAUGCUUAAGAAUGUCUCCGUGAGGAAAAUGGUUUCAGGUCAGAGCUUUGGUUACGGUGAACGUUUUACUGUAUUACUGAAUGAAGUAAAUAUUUUCCAGUUCUGUAUUUCAUUUUACACACGCUACCUCUGAAACGUAACACCACCUUUAAAACCACACAGAAAAUGUGAAUUAAAAAAUAAAAUAAAAAAGCUUUUAUAGGCAAUAAAUUAUUUCCAACACACAUCCUCCAAUUCUGUGCCUGUUUUUUAGUUGUGUGAAACAUUCAGUUUGUUUUUUGUUC